This is a messenger RNA of Beta vulgaris subsp. vulgaris (sugar beet), 804 nucleotides long. RefSeq names its product BURP domain protein RD22. The record is from RefSeq and is a predicted model, not a curated record. The annotation marks the transcript as partial. NCBI's taxonomy places the organism in Eukaryota, Viridiplantae, Streptophyta, Magnoliopsida, Caryophyllales, Amaranthaceae. The transcript has a single exon.
AUCAAUGUCCAAAUUGCAGUAAAUGAAGAUGGAAACAAGGUAUAUAACGGCCAAGUUCCCUUAUCACAGAAGGUGGAGGAGUUAGGUUACGAGCCACCGAGCCCUAGGUCACUCCUCAAGCAAGACUCGGCUACCUCAGUUUUUAUCCAAGAGAAGGAUCUAACUCCUGGAGUUAAUCUAAACAUUCAUUUCACAAAGUUAUCUGAUGUUGCAUACCCCACUUUUCCUUCUCCUAAUUUGUCUUCAGAAGUGCCACCCUUUUCUUCCAAAAAUUUGCCACAACUCUUCCAACACUUCUCAAUUAGUCCAACCUCUUCAGCAGCCCGUAUUAUGAACCAAACUCUAGCACGUUGCGAGCACCCGAAUCCUAUAAAUGGAGCAGCACAGUUUUGUGCUACUUCCUUAGAGAAAAUGGCAACUUAUGUGACUCAAAAAAUGGGCAACUCCCUAAAUAUUAUGGCAGUUUCUAUGAAUGGAGUAAAAACUGAUGCUCUUAUGCCUUACAAAAUCAUGGGCGUUAACCAAAUAGCUCAAGACAAGUCUUUGAUUGCAUGCCAUAGGCUAAGUUUUCCUUUCGGGGUGUACUAUUGCCACCAGCCAAGGGGUGCAGCAACCUUCUCUGUCCGUCUUGUCGGAGUACAGGAUGGAGCUAGGCUUAAUGCUUACGCUAUGUGUCACCACCAUACAACACAGUGGAGUCCAGAGUAUGUUGCCUUCAAGGUGCUGGGUAUGAAGCCUGGGGACACUGUGUGCCAUUUUUUUCAGCCUGACAAUGUGAUAUUUUAUCAAGGUUGAUAGUUUAUU